AUGAUGAAGUAUCAUUAUUUUAUUAUCUAGCAGAUUAAAGUAUAGAAAUAUGAAAUUUUACGUUCCGUUCAUUUAUAGGAGAAUAAAUCUUAAUGUAAAAUAAUUGCCUUUAAUAAUAAUUCUUCAAUUAUAGCAAUGGAUUUAUCAAAUAAAAUUAAAAUGUACCGGUUUAAUAAAGGAUAAUUACAUUUACUGUAAGUAAUUGAUCUUUUAGAAGUAAAUUAAAUAACUCACUUACAGUUUUUGAAAUAAUCGAACCAAUUCGUACUUGGAAGUGAGUUUGGAGAUGUAAUGCUUUGGUAUGGAAAUGAAAACCUAUAUUAUACUUAUUAAUUUAUAAGGAGGAGAAAUAUUUGGGAGUUUGUUUCCUCAUCUCCACAGUAUAAUUUCAUAAUCAACGAUUAGGAAGAUCUGAUUAUUUAGUCGAGAGGUAAGGCUUUUAAAUUUUAUGAGAAAUAAUAAAACUGGAAUUGCACUUAGAAAAUUCAAACCCAAUCAAAAAUAAUGUGUUAUAGCAUAAAUUAAUCAUCAAAUAUGUUAGUCUCUGCUUGUUAAGAUCAUGUAGAAAUUUUUAAAAUAGAAAAAAAAUAGCUUUGGAUGCUUAUAUAAACUAUCCAUUUAGAUUAGUGGGGAUAUCGUAUAUGUAUCUUUGAGGAUGAUUUUUUUGCUUUUUAACCUAAUCAAAUUAUUGUUUAAUAGUUUAAUAUUCUUUCUCUUUAGAUUCUAAUGUUUCAUUUAUUUGAAUGA
Molecule: messenger RNA, 747 nt
Organism: Paramecium octaurelia
Lineage: Eukaryota; Ciliophora; Oligohymenophorea; Peniculida; Parameciidae
Source: the annotation of a GenBank genome assembly